This is a messenger RNA of Tuber melanosporum (Perigord truffle), 3071 nucleotides long. RefSeq lists its product as uncharacterized. Lineage: Eukaryota; Fungi; Ascomycota; Pezizomycetes; Pezizales; Tuberaceae. The coding region runs from base 671 to 2806 and encodes 711 amino acids. The record is from RefSeq and is a predicted model, not a curated record. The transcript is spliced from 3 exons.
CAGCUUUGCUAUUGCCGGGAAAGAAAAAAACGAAGCCCCUCGGCCUUUGGACAUGAAGCCCUCCUCAUCAACCUCUUCGUCAAAGUACCGCGUCCAUUCUCCAUCGGAUACAGUGCCCCGCUCUCAUUCGGCACGGAGCAGGGGAUCGGGCUCGAGAAAUAUAGGGGACCCACGAGACCAGCAAGUAGCUACUUACUCACCUUCGAGUACUCCCGCAUCGGAUUAUAAUUUAUACGACGCUCGGGGGUAUCCCGUUCAGCCUUAUUUGGAGCACCACCCUUCAUAUCCGAGCCUUCACUCAUACCCGCCUCCACCUCCGCAUAGCCAUGGGGUCCUUCCUCCUCACCAACACCCCUCAUACCCAACCUCUCACCCCGUGCAACCCCAGGCGUAUCACCCCACGUACCCGAGCUAUGACUCACAACAAGCGCCUCUGGCCCACCCACAGCACCCGUCGUAUUCCAGCUCUCAAUCCCUAACCCCAUAUUCGAGUGGCAAUUCGCAUGCCCAAUCUUCCCACUCCCACCAUCCUUCGCAUGAUAGCGACCUGUCUCAAUAUUCGCUUUCGGGUUACAAACUUAGAUACCGGAUCGAACAGGAGGGUCAAAAUCUAGUGGUUUUACCAUCAGAGGAUGAUCACCCUUCCUCUUCAUCCUCAUCCCGGUCUUCUAUGCCCAUAUCUGUCUCCCCAUCACCCUCGCCUCCACUACAGCUAUGUCUUCCGGCUGCCGCUGUUCCUCAACAUAAUGUUCGGGCAAUUAGGGCACCUCCCCGCGAAUGGCCGCCCAUUCGUUACCAGACGGAACUUUCCGCGACAGAGGCUAAGAAAUUCAUCGGCGAUGGAGCUCCUAAGUUUUGUGGAGAGUUGCGAGAGAUUACAAACGGUCCAAGGGGUUAUUACUAUCUCUUCGCAUUUGCCGGGGAUGAGUGGGAUGAGGAGUCAGACACUGCUCUUUUCCAGAGUGAUUCGUUUUGUGAUAUGAGCUCUAGUCCAGAGGGCAGGCAAACUGAUGCCCUGGAGCGGCCAGCUAUGGCACACGCAUUUGGGAUAUACCCGGGAACUAUAACACUAUCUUGCUAUGUUACUAGUUUCGGUAGCACCCUGCAGGGACACGAAGUGGCUGCACGAGGGAAGGUUCGGAAGCUAACAAUGUUAUAUGUUCUUGACCGAUUACGGAUUUUACAGGUGAAGGGGAUCGAGGAGGACCUUGGGCAGCUUCACAUGCACCUUUACGACUACUUGCUCCACGAUACUCAUAGAUAUGAUUCAAAAAACCAUGUAUCUCUCGACAACCAGAUUUCAGACCUCGUUGCAGCUUUGUGCCGGCCCAGCUGGGUAAAUUUCUCGAGUUCCGAAAACCAGACUAUUGCGCGAUUUCUGUCAGAUCCUAACCCGGGCGUCGCCAAUAGCUUUUUCCACCAGCUACUACUUUCCAUAGAAUUGUACCUAAGAAUCAAUGCUAGGCAUCAAACUAACUUGGCUGCGAAGCCACUGCCGGAUAUGCCAGAGAAGAUUAGAUGGGAUUUAAUGCUUGCCCAGCGAUGGCUCGAAAAUGUGGAGGUAGAGGCACCGAAAAAGGUCAAAGACGGUAAGGGGAAGCGAGAACAGAAGUCCAGCGUUGGGUUCAAAUUUCCGCACAAAAAGACCCAGGUCGAAGCCUUACGGAACUUUGCAUGGACUUUGAAGUGGCCGAACAUGCAUGAAGUUGAAUAUACACUUUCAGAGGGUGAAGAUCCCAACGAGGUUCUCGAAGAUAGGAGCAUCAAUUGUAUGUCCUGGUUCACCGGCUUGCUUCUCCCAGGCAAGUCCAUGCCAUGGAUUCUGAUGAAUGCCCUCACGGAUUGCGAUCCGGAUGUGCCCGAAACGUUCCAUAAUCUUUCGCAGACGACACCUAAUGUCGGAUUUCAGUACAGGGGCCACACUUAUUGGUCGUGGGAGUGCAUAGUCGGCAAGGUUUUGGGGGCAGCCGCAGGUGUGGCACAAAUCGCUGGUUGGAUUGGUCCAUGUUCUGCAUCGGCCGAUCUUAGUCGCUCGGAAAUGGCUAUCAUCAAUCAGAUGCCUCCACGAGGGAAUAAAAUCACGCCAAGCAACGUUCGAGGCAUGGCCCUAAAUAGUGAUCCUUUAGGUGCAUGCCAGACAACAUAUCCUGUCGACGACUAUGUACUCCUCACUCCAAGCACCGAUGACCCGGUGGAAGACAUCAGGAUCGAGCGUCUAAAUUUCUCACCAGCAGCAAGUAGCCCGAAAAAAGGAGUGCCCCGCAUUACAGAGAAUGGUCAUCAAGCUGCGGAGGAGAGCCCCGUCUUGACGUUUGACGCAUCAAUCACCUUUGCGAUUACCGUGGAACGUCGAACGAGGUCAUGGAAGGUGUCUUUACGACAUAACACUCCGUUCAUCGCGGCUUAUCCGUGUCAAAACGGGCCACACGUCUUGUUUUGCGAGUACCAACACCGGGUUAUAUACGCGGAUAAAUUGGUGGAAAUCCAGAACUGGGGACCUUCAGGCGGCGUGGAGGAUUCAGAAGUCGAUGACGAGGGCGGGCAGCCUGAGAACACUUCUACCGGAGUAGAGGAAGUGUUGGUUGUCGAAGCCUUCGGAGUGCCCGACAACGAAGUCUUCGUUAGGGCUUGGUGCUCAUUCUGGGGAUUGCCUGCGAUUACUGCUGAUGUUAACAAGACAUGUAUGGCUUGCGCGAUACGGGAAGCCUACGCAGCCCUCGUAAGUGUUGUAAUACUCACCAAUAAAUCAAGUAUCUCUGUGGAAGUAGAGGAGGUGGAUAGGUUGAUGGAGAACCUCCAAGUCUGAGUCUUGAAUCUUUCAGAAAUUCACGGGUUUUUUCAUUUUCAUUCUUCUAUUCUUUUUAUAUUUCCCUUUUUUUUAUACCUCUAUUUAUUUAGUCGAUUUAUGUGGGUUGGGUGGGUUCUAGCAUUGCUGGGCGUGGGUGAUUACGAUAAAGAACACAUGCAUGGAGAACUGUAUGUCUAGUGUGUUUAUGGCGAUGAUGUUUAUGUAUUCGUUUCUCUUUAAUAGCAUGAACGGGGCUUCCUCGCCCCCAAGCUCAGCACACGCA